This is a messenger RNA of Pecten maximus, 7465 nucleotides long. Its product is annotated as protein FAM193A-like. The coding region runs from base 141 to 5540 and encodes 1799 amino acids. The record is from RefSeq and is a predicted model, not a curated record. NCBI's taxonomy places the organism in Eukaryota, Metazoa, Mollusca, Bivalvia, Pectinida, Pectinidae. The transcript is spliced from 20 exons.
AAUGUAUUCGCCAUGUUGGUUUUCUGCGAUGAGAGCCCUAUCAAAAUAUUUUAGUGGUAGCUCUUUAUGCACCCACUGUUUUGUUAACGGGAUCGAGGAAUUAAUAUCUUGAUUCGUCAAAGUGUUUUACUAUCUUAACCAUGAGCGCGUCAGACGACAAGAAACUUAAGAGGAAGAAAAACAAGAGAAGCUCAGUUGCCAAGUCAAAGUCACAAAACUUGACUCAAGCAACAUGUCAAAAUAUUCCAAGUCCUGUUGACUUAACUGUUCCUUCCACCAGAGACCUAUUAUCGUCAUCCAUCGAUUCAGAGACUCUGAAGAAACUAGAGAAGCUAAUGGAUGCCAAGGAUGAUCCAGAGUUGCCACAAAUCCUGUCUCUUUCAAGGGGCCCCAACCCCUAUUUGGACAAGGAGCGCUGCCUUCUGUGUGGUUGUGAGCGCCUUGAUCCUCCGGAAGCUGCUGUUCUCAAGUCCCAAUCCAGUGAGAAAAAGACCGAGCUUAAUUCCUUAGCUCAGCUUCCAUUAUGGGUGUGUCCAGACUGCAGAAAGUCCACAGAUCAAGAAAUGGAGAAGAAAGUCAACUUAGCAUCCCUCAUGGAACAAGAUCUUCCACCAGAACCGGCCACCCUGCCAUUUCUAUCGGACACCAACUUUGGUAUUGGGGAGCCAACCAUGCCUAAUGGCUCUGUGUGUAACUGUGAGGCUUGUACAGAGAGGAGGGAGAUCGAGGCUGAGCACGACAGAGAGACCCAAGAACUUCAGACAUGCUGGACGGUGCUGCGGAAUCUAAUCCGUAAACUUUACAGUGAAAGGGAGGACUGCGGUGUAAGCAGCUCAACAGACACUUCUCCUGAACAUAAACAUGAUAGCAAUGACUGUGAUGAUACUCAACUGCCAGAUGAGGAACAGGCCAAGGAACUUGUCCACAGAUUAUGUAGCCGGGAUCCUCAUCAGUUGUUCUUGCGUCUUGAGUCACAAGUGCGUGAGUUUGUGAUAGAGAUGAAAGUGCGCUUGUUGAAACAGCUACAUAGUGGUUACAAAACACCACCUGAAGCCAAGACCUUUAUCUCUAUGUUACUGGAAGAAUAUGGACACCUCUGUCAUGUCUCACGCAAAAUGGCAGAGGUUCUAACAGAGCUGAAGACCGAUCACCUAGCCAAAUUUAAUGUGACCUGGGAACUUCACAACAAACACCUGUUCCAGUCCAUAGCCUACACAGAACCUUCUUUACAGAGUAGCCUCCAUCUAAUCAUCACACAGCUUCGACUUGGAGCUGCCUCGAAGGAGUCCUAUAAUGAGGACACAUACCCUAAUUUGUUACAUCGCUAUCUCAAGUUCGAUGAUGAAAUGUCUGUGAUAUCUGUGGUGUGGAGAGAUAGCCAUCAGCUCAUAGAACAAUACAAUGAGGAACAGGCGGCCCUGAAACUAAAACAGAAGAUGCUCAAGGAAGACUGGGAGUUUUUCAAAGCACAAAGGAAGAUUCUUGAGCAACAGGUUGCAAAAAAUACGAAAACACCUUUAUCUCAUAGUAAUACCAAUAGCUUUGAGGCACAGUUCACAGAAACCAUGAGACUGAUGCUACAAGGAACCAAACCAGCUCCUGAAGAGUGUCAUUGUUCCAGGUGUAAUCGAAAAAGGUGUCCUUGUGAUGAGUGCACAAUAACACAUAUGAUAACAUGUGGUAUUAUAAAUCCCGAGGCAUUGGAAGCCACAGACAACACCAAUCAUGUCAACUUCCUACAUGACCCCAAUCGAUAUCGCAUUGAUGUAAGUCCACCUUCCAUGUCAAGUACUACGUCCAGUAGUGGCUCCUCCAGUCCUGUCAUGGUGGAACCUGUCCCUUUCCCGGACCUGGAAGAACACUUCAUAAGUGGAGAAGAUAUUCCAGAGGAGAUUGAGGGCAUAAGUCAAUCAGGUGACGUAGAUGAAGAUAAUGUUGAUGAUGAUGACGAUGAUGAUGGGGAAGAUGAGGAGUAUGAUGAGGAUGACGAUGAUGAUGAUGAUGAUGAGGAUUGUGAGGAUGAUGAGGAAGAUGAAGAUUGUGAAGAGGAUGACGAUGAGGAGGAAAAAAUGGAGGAAGACCUUGACAUUGAUAACAUUAAGAUGGACCACGAGUCUGUGAACUUGUCUCCACCAACAUGGUUGACCGACUCUGAUGAUGGUGCAGCAGACCUAAUCAGCUCAGAAACCUGUGACUGCUAUCAUUGUGUGUCCCAGGCUCAGGCAGAACAGAUCGUAAAAUCUGAAGAGAGUCUUUGCCAGUGCUAUGUUUGUCUGCGGCAAAGAGGUAAAACUGUAUCAACGUCUUUGCCAACACAGAUGCCUAGUGUGCAAACACGACCAGGAGAAUUCCACUUAUAUCCUCACAUACAUGGAUCAACAGGGCUGCCUCAUGGGCUAUCAAGUCGGUCCCACAUACGACCUGUACUGCAGCCUCAGUUGUAUGACCUCCACCUACCCAUGAGGCAGCCUAAACCCAUCAUACAACCCAAAGUUCCACUCAAACUGGACUUUGAUUCACCUGAUGGAAUUCACGAACAUAUUUAUCAUGCAUAUGGUGAAUGGGACAAUACAUAUGAUACGAGGGGCCUGUUACCCAAGUAUGAGCUUGGUAGUGAGUUAUUGCCUCCUCCGCCCCUUACCAGUAAUUUCACCACAAGCUUUCUCUCUGAGCCUUACACCAUGGCUACACUCAUGGGCGUUGAUACUGUGUCCACAUCCACAUCCAGUACAAGUGCUUUCAAAACAUCCAUGAGCAAUAGUCAUAUCCCGGCACCAGCACAGGUGUUUUUGGAUAGCACAAGUGCAAAAAUACAAAUGUCUACGUCCAAAGACUUCAACAGUACUCCAAUGCUACCUACUAUGACGAGUAAAACCAUGUCUCCCCCUUGUACUCGACCAGCCACAUUGGGAGGCAACAAUAACCAAUCUGUCUUGCAACCUCCCCUUUCAUCUAUACCACAGUCACAGCCUCCAAUGCAGCCACGACCACCGGGGCCUGUGCUAGACAAACCCCAUUCUCAGCACUGUAAGAGGCACAAUAUCCUCGGCAAGGCUCUCACCAGCUCCCAGUCACACAACCAUACAAGUGCUACCACCACUUCCUCAACCAAUAAAGUCUCUCAGGAUUUUAUACAGACGGCUGCCAGAAACAUUCGCGAGGGUGCCAAAGAAGGCAUGCAGAUGAUUCGCCAAUUUGCCAGUAGUUUGAAUGCAAAUGUGAAUACCCACACCUGUAACCACACAUCUUCACGAAAUAACAUAGGUGGGCAUACGCACGCGGCCAAUUGUACAAUGGACCACAACCAUGUGACAGCAUGUCAGAACUCUAUUUCGAUGCCCACCUCUGUGAACAAUGUGAGUGUUGGUACCUCCACUGUGUGUAUAGAGCCUGACUGUGAUGUCCACUUUGACGAUGCCUGUGAUAGUGUUAGCGAUAGCUGCUCCGAGCAGAGUUCUACCACCUCGAGUUCCAACCAGAAGGAAGGCAAAUACUGUGACUGCUGCUAUUGUGAAUUCUUCGGACAUGGCAAUCCUCCUGUUGCUCCAACCAGCAAGAAUUACGCAGAAAUGAGGGAUCGAUUACGGUUACGCCUGAAGAAAAAGAACGAGGCUAAACAAGACUGUCACAAAGACACAUGUGCUAACAAACGAGAAAUUCCAAAGUUAGAACCAGACGCUUGUACUAGCUUUGUAACGAAUCAUGAAGAUGACUCCAAAGAUCCAAUGGAGUUAAAGGGUCUUGACGAGUUAAUACGUUUUAUCAAUGGUACAGAAGAGCAGAAACUUGGUGCUGAUAAAUCAAUGACUGCUAAAGCAGCAAAGAGGGCUCGGCAGAAACAGCGAAAGAAUGAAGAGAAAGCUCGAAUAGAGGCAGAAAGGAAACACCAAGAACAACAGAGACUUUUACAGGAGGAACAGGAACGACUCAAGAAAAACAAACUAAAUGCUGCAAAACUAGAGCAGGAGAAAUCUCAAAAGAAGAAAAAGAAAAAACAUAAGGUGGUUCCUGAAGAUACCAACCCAGCGUGCAGUGAAGAUGGUAAUAUAAAUCUGAACCUUAUACGAAUACCUCCAGCUGGCCGGGAAGAUGAACAGCAUUCAGGUUCUAAGCAAAUUGAUUCUAAGUCCAAAGGUUGCGAGUUAAGGGAACAGAAUCCCAGUAGUCAGUCAAAUGGGAAAAUCUCAGAGGAGAGUUCAGCAGGAACAAAACCUAUAAAAGGAAGGACGAAAUCUCCAAGAACAAGUGAAAAACAACCAAUACAGGUCCAGGUGUGUACAGCCAAAGUAGAUAAAAAGUCUGUGAAAAAUUCCAGUCAAACUUCUCAGACUUCUAAGGCAUACCCUAUCAUUUCUAAACCAGUGUCAAGUAAAAACUCAGUACCUCAGACCUCCUCAGCUUCCAGACAACAACCUAAUGGAAACAUCACUUCUACAACGUCUAGCAGUCGUACAUCACAAGGCAAGGAGAUUACAAAGAACUUUCAUGACAGCCAGCUCCAUAAUGGUACAUGUGUCCAGAUAAAAUUGGAAGAUCUACAGCAGAAUGGUACCAACAGGAAGGGCAGAAAACAGACAGGGUCACUAAACUCAUCAGGUCCAUCUGUACAACCACUCAACAUCCAACACCACUCUAAUACCCAUCAAGUGAUAACCAAACAGUCAGGGCAACCACUCACCCAACACCACUCUAAUACCCAUCAAGUGAUAACCAAACAGUCGGGACAACCACUCACCCAACACCACUCUAAUACCCAUCAAGUGAUAACCAAACAGUCGGGGCAACCACUCACCCAACACCACUCUAAUACCCAUCAAGUGAUAACCAAACUGUCAGGACAACCUGUUAACAGUCAAAACCAAUCUCACUCGCAACAACCAACUACCAAACAGUCGGGACAACCUGUUAACACUCAAAGUCAAUCUCACUCGCAACAACCAACUACCAAACUGUUGGGACAACCCCUAAACAGUCAAAACCAGUCUCACUCGCAACAAUCAACCAUCAAACAGUCUGGUAUCCGACAAGGUCCUCCUCAGGACCUUCAUCGGAAGGCUACAGGUCAGCAACAGGCCAUGACCCCUCCCAAAGGUCACCUACAAAAUGGUGUUAUCAUUAGUCCAGCAAACAGGAGGGUUGUUUCCGCAGACAGUUCCCAGAACCAUCAGUCACACCCAAACAGUAUCGUGGGGAAACAACCUACUAGCAACGACAAGAAGCCAGGCAAGCCUGCAUCUCCGGUUGAGAGACUAGAGGAAACCUCUCCAAACAAUGAACAGAACAAGAACAGCAGUGGAAAGAAUAAAAGGAACAAGAAAAAGAAUCGUGGCAGUGAAGAUCUCAGUAUGAUUGAUGAGAUAUUCAUGCCUAAAUCAGAAUCUGAUCUGGAAGGUGGUGACAUGGAUGAGGUAGAGAAAGAAUUAGAAGAAUUUAAAAGGUUCUGUCUCGGAUCCACUCCUGUGAAGAGAGAAAAACUUCAAGUGAACAUGAAUUUAAAGGACAUCUUUGUGAAGAAGAAGUCUGGACUGGGAUGUACUUAACCUGAGUAAUGAGAGGAGGUUGAUGACAAACUGUCCGACAGAUGGCGAUAUGACUUCUGACUGGUUAUAUUUCUGAUCUGACAGCAUGGUGAUGGACGGUUGGUCAGGUCAACAGCUAUGAGUGAGUUUAAUGAUGGCUUGUGAUGUGAUCAACAGCAAGUUUUAACCAGAGAGUAGUUGGUCAACAGUUUAAAGUUGGGAGUGUGUUGAAAAUGAUGGCUUGUGAUGUGUGACCAAGAGAAAGUCUAACCGAGGAGAAGUUGCCUGACAGCUUGAGAUUAGAACUGACAAUGCAUUUGAUUGGAAGAUAGCAUUUGACUCCUUACAAACAUUUACUUAAAACUUUGUGAAAUUAAAAGGUGAAAUUUCUUGGUAAACUCUACACUACUAAAUAUUAUUGUGUUGGGUCCUUCUGGUUAACUUAGCAAGCCUUUUGUGCAUCAGACUCUACCUGUUGUCUCAACUCAUGAUCAUUGAACCACAGAUUCUAAAGUAUUGUCUGACAUGAUCAGAUAGAUCUGUACAUGGAGUUUUAAGGAAGAGCCUAGAAAUUAUAAAUGUUAAGGAUGUAUAGAUUCUGGUCUCUUUGAAAUAACAAAGAAAUACUUUUGAUAGAUGGAUGGUAAUGCUUUAAAACACAAAAAAUCUUUAAAAGUGUAGUUGGCACUGUCAGUUAAAUCAUUGGGAUGAGAAUUCCACUCAAAUACUUUCAAUUUUAUCCUCUGGAUUUUUUUUUUUUUUUUUUGUAAGAAAAUAGUUAAAUGUGAUUAAAUCUUUUUUUCUGUUAACUUUUCUCCAGUAUAGAGUCUUUUUUUCUUUUUUUUUUUAAAUGGAGGUAAGUUUUUAUUACCGAGCAUUUUACAAAUAAACUAAUCUCAUUUUAAAAUGAGGACAAAAGCUUAAUAGUUAAAAUAUAUGCACAUUUUAGACACCCACAGUAAUUUUUAAUGUGCACAUUUUUAAAUAUAUAUUAUGUGGAGUAGAACUGCAGUAAAAAUGUAGGGCUGCUGUGAUGUACAAAUUUGCUUUCAGUGCAUGGUAUCUUUCUCCGAUGAUUUGUGUUGCUGAUGAGUAGUAUUUAUUAUGAGGUCUUCAUUGAGUGCUUUCGAUAAAUGUGGUUAUAAGUCCAGCAUUUCUAUGCAAUACGAACAUUACUAUCUUCGCUGUACAUAUAACGUUAUCUGUAAAGUAGGUAUGGAUUGGUAAUAUGAUGUACAGCUGCAGUAGAAAGGAUAUUUGUGUAAUGUUGCUAACACUAGUACUGUAUCGGUUGCUAUAAGUUGAAUGUUUAUGUUUCAGUUUUACCGAGACAUUUUCCAUGUUAGCUCAAGUGUAAUGCACAAUAGGAUUCGCAUGCAGUAAUAAGGGUAGCAAUACAAACCACUAAGGAAUUGUAAUGUUCGUUUAAUUGUAUAACUGCAACAUUUUAAACGUUGUCUUUAAAACAUUUAAAAUGGUUGCAUGAUACCUUCCCCAAGACAAUUCACAUUUGAUAUUUACAUACAUGUUACAUUUCAAUUAUGAUCAAACAUAAAAUUGUAUCUCUAAUUUUUACAGAUUGCCUUGCACAAUGUACGACACAGGCCAUAGUGAUGUGUGGCAUUGUCUCCGCUAUUGGAGAAUAUGAGUCAUUUUGAUAACUUGUCAAACCUUCCCAUGGGGAUGGGUACUCUGUACUAGGGUGGUGAGGAUUGAGGUCUUUACCAGCCCUGAUCAAACUGCUGUACCUUCCUUUAUUUUAUUGUCCUCCAUUUUUGUUUGUGUUAUGAUAAUGAUAUUACUGAGGUAAGCCAAUUGCCCCAUUGCAUUGUGAUGAGACGCCAUUUGUGACAUGCGACUUUGAAUGGACUUGUUUUGUUAGCCUAUAACCUGUGUAUGCUGACCUGAACAUAACAGUGAGGAAUAAAUGAAAAAAAAUACUUUUA